UGAUUGGUUGAAUCCACCGAGAUAGAAUACUAUAAUAUCGUUGCAGCUGACGAUUUGAGCACCUUUUGCAAUCUUUGAAACAGAAACUUGGACGUGUGGCAGCUCUCAGCUGUGAUCUGAUGGUGAUUGGUGAAAUGACGUGCCGAUUAUGUAGACGGAUACUGCAGAUUGGUUUUGCCUCGUAAUGACCUUCCCAGUUACCAUGGGAACGGCGUCAAAGAAGAUGGACGUCGACGGCAAAACGGACCUUUGGAUGUCGCUGCGCAUCGUUUUGGUGCGUAGCGUCAUGCCAAGAUGCUGCAUCCACUACGUAGACGGCAUGGGGGAUUAUAAUUCGUGGCCUCAACCCCCACCACACCUCUGCGUCCAUCUGCUAUCCGAUAGCUAUCCGAGUGAUUUUCAUACGCAAGAUAAAGGUGUCAAUGCCGAAGCAAAAUACCUCUCUGACCUCAGGGUCAAAGGUGAAAAUGCCGAAGCAAAAUACUUCUCUGGCCUUAGGGUCAUUUCGAUUGUUGGACUAUUUACGGUCCAUGUUUUGUCAAUGUGUGGGUUGGCUGCAGCCCAAAUCUGGAAAGAUUAUGUGGAAGGACACGAAAUGGAAGGACCCAAAUAAUGGAAGCAAAAUGAGCCAAAAAGACAUAGAAACAAAUUUAAAUGAAGUCAUCUCUCAAUGCCAGAAAGAGAAAAAGGUGCCACCUAUGUAUGAGAAAGAAGUACAAGCUCUGGAUUUUUAUUUGAAGAACGGCAAAACUUCAGAACAAGUAGGAGUCUUGAAAAAAGAAAUAUCAUUUCGAAAAAUUCACGAAAAAAUGGACCAAGUUACAAACAUGUACAAUUUCCUUCCCAAGGACGACCAGUUAGAACUGAGCAAUAGACUUUCUAAGGAACCACAUCUAAAAGACGCAUUUCAGAAAAUAUUUUUAGAUGGUCUACCUUUAAGAAUGUCAUCUGAACAAAGAGGCGAGAAUCAGGCUGAAGCCAUAACAUCUGGUACAGAUGAUCCGCAAUCUGACAGCGAUUCCAACGCCCAGUCAAGUCCAUCAAAUGAUACAGAUUCGCAACCAGACAGCGGUUUUAACACCCAGACAAGUCCUUCAGAUGACACAGAUCUGGAAAACUACGCAAAUAGAAGUUGUGGUCCACCAAACAGCGUAGAAAUUAAUAUCCCAAACAUUUUGAAGCCAGCAGCUUGUACAGAAAGUAAAAGGUGUACAUCAGCAUGUACAGGGAUUCCUAUUGGUAGUUCAUUUUGUCAGCCAGAUCCAUCACAAAUUGCAAGUCUCAGUUCCACUUCCAUUCCAUCUACACCCCAUUUUCAGACAAUUUCCAGUUCAUCGUGCAGAAAACGAAAUAUAUUAUCCAGUUGUUCGACACCAUCAUCAAGAGCUUCAAGCACGCCAAGUCCUGUAAAACGACAGAGAACUGGAUCUUCAGAGAGAAUGUGCACACCAUCGCCGUCACUAGUAUCUGACGAUCUUUCAAGCAACAACACAGACCAUCUCUCUAACGAGAUGGAAACUGCAUUAAGUCCUCCAUCAUGCUACAACGUUAGUAGCAUACAAGACGAAACAAACAUUGAUUUUUCCUUCUUUGAUGAAGUUAUAGGAGACGAAGCCCACAGUGAUCACCCAACAAAGGACAGAAUCAGUGAUUUCAAUAGCAUAUCAGAAGAAUGCACAGAAACUGAUUAUUUCAACAGCACAUCAUCAGAAGAAAACAGACAGGAUAACAGCAGUAAUUUCACCAGCAGACCAUCAACAGAAACCACCCAGGAUAACAGCAGUAAUGUCAACACGACACCAUCAGACCAAAUCGACAUAGACUGGUUAAUAAAACUCUGUGAAUAGUCUGAAGACCCCGGUUACAAUCAUACCAGCGACAAUACACGUACAAUUGGUGCUUCUACAAUUACUCCAUUGGAAAAUAAUUGGACGGACACAGUUAAUAUGUCAGAUUUACAGACAGUCAGUGAUACGGACGAUACUGCAGCUCAACUUUUGAACACUUAAUUUUUUAUGCUGUAUUAUUUUAUGGUUAUAUGCAUUUUGUUUUAUAAUGAUGUAUUUUGUUUUAUGAUGAUGUAUUUUAAGACAAGUUCAUUUAGAGACUUGAAACAUGUUUUGGACAUUGCAAUUUGGCUACUUUAUUAUAAUUUCUAAUAACUAAUUUAUUUAUUUAUUUUAAAUGGUAUACUUAAAACAAGUAAUAUUUGUUCUGGAAUUUCAAUUUGGCCAUGAAGAAAACUUUUAUGACGUAAAUUUUAAAUAAUAAUAUUUAAAAAUAAUGGAACGAACGAGCUAAAUCUACAGCUGUGGAUUGGGUUUGUUUCGUUCUUGUGGACCUGUUUUCUUUUUCAUUAUCAUUUUGCUUAAAACAUACGAUUGUCAGGUCUUUAAAAAUAAAUGAACUUGUCUACAAUAAAGAUGUUUAUGGAGAUGUUUUUUGUUUGUAAUAAAAGUAGAUACUA
Molecule: messenger RNA, 2467 nt
Organism: Gigantopelta aegis
Lineage: Eukaryota; Metazoa; Mollusca; Gastropoda; Neomphalida; Peltospiridae
Product: dentin sialophosphoprotein-like
Exons: 2
Coding region: 423-1847 (474 amino acids)
Source: RefSeq, a predicted model, not a curated record